AUGUCGGUUGUGUCACAAGUGACAGAACCGGAUGCAGUCAAUGAUUAUGGUAGUGAUGUCUUAAACCAACCAUUUCCUAUCCGUGUCAUGGCAUUGAAAGUCGAAGGAUCGACACAUCCAACAUCUCAAUCGACGCAAGUACAACAUCAAAUUGAACUACAAAUUGGUGAACGAGAAAAAAUUGGGCAAGGCACAUUCGGAAAAGUAUUUCGAGCAAAACUAUUGAACACCGAAGAGAUUAUAGCCAUAAAAGAAGUAGAAAUGGAAGAAAAAUUCAAAUCUCGAGAGUUAGACAUGUUAAAAAUGUUAAAUCAUCCAAAUAUUGUGAAAUUGAAAUACUUUUUUCAUAGUACAAGUGUUCACGAUAAUAAGGAUAUGCUGUAUCUGGUAAUGGAGUAUAUGCCAAUGUCUGCUCACCGACUUAUCCAAGAUUAUAGACGAAAUCAUAAAAUUCUACCAUUAUUCUACAUAAAGUUAUUCGUUUAUCAAAUGUUAAGAGGAUUAGCGUUUCUAGCAGCUAAUGGAGUUGUAAGUUGUACCCCUUACAAAACAUAA
Molecule: messenger RNA, 555 nt
Organism: Didymodactylos carnosus
Lineage: Eukaryota; Metazoa; Rotifera; Eurotatoria; Philodinida; Philodinidae
Source: the annotation of a GenBank genome assembly